Molecule: messenger RNA, 2473 nt
Organism: Anthonomus grandis grandis
Lineage: Eukaryota; Metazoa; Arthropoda; Insecta; Coleoptera; Curculionidae
Gene: Dfd
Product: homeobox protein Hox-C4
Exons: 5
Coding region: 485-1924 (479 amino acids)
Biological process (GO): anterior/posterior pattern specification; regulation of transcription by RNA polymerase II
Cellular component (GO): nucleus
Molecular function (GO): DNA-binding transcription factor activity, RNA polymerase II-specific; RNA polymerase II cis-regulatory region sequence-specific DNA binding
Source: RefSeq, a predicted model, not a curated record
UCACGCGAGUUUAGUAUGAGAUGAAAUCGACGUAUUGUUAGUAAAUUGUUGAGAUUUGUGAACUUACUGAACAUUAAUUUCAUUGUGGACUAAAGACUUUUGUGGCUAAGUGCUAUCCAGAUUAGUGAGUGCAGAAUCUUCUGAAGCCCUGUUCGAUAAACUCAAGAGCUUAUGCUAAAUAUUUAUAUAAUCAACAUAUAGAAUAAGUUAAUUUUAAGUAACUUUGUAUAGGCUUUUUCGUUAAAAUAAUUUCAAAACAAGUUCACUAGGGUUGUUCUAUAUCGGGUUGUUUAUUUCCCCUUCUUCCAACGCGCGGAAUCGCCAUCCAUCAUGCCGGUGACGUCAUAACCUCCGAUUGGUUGUAGGCUUGUCACGUGGUUAGUUAAUUGGACCCGGUGGGCGGGAAUCGUGUGCGGAGUGGGGCAAGAAGGGUGGUCGUCUCCCGACAAGUCGUUGCCUUUGGAGAAUUCCGGUAAAAUUAUUAAUGACUAUGAGUUCGUUUCUGAUGAACCCCGUUUCGGGUUAUCAACAGCCGCAGCAUAUCUCGGCGGGGGUGGUGGUGGACCCGAAGUUCCCACCGAGCGAGGAGUAUAGUCAAAGUAGUUACAUACCGUCCGCGACCGAUAAUUUUUUCGGAAACCACCAUCUUAAUCAACCGCAACAUCUGAACUAUGGAUACCACAAUCACCACCAUCAAGGGACCUACGCUUCUUCCCUGCCUCUAUCUAACUCCGGUUAUGGGGGGUACGGAAACUACUAUCAUCCGCAGCUACACCACACGGCACCUCCAGUGCACCAAGUACGACCCGUCCAACCCAUCCAUGAACCUCAAAAUCAGCUUCUUAAUUGCGCCUCCUUAGCAGAAGGGCAUCCCAAUCAUCCGCCUCCAACGACGACUCCUUCUAAUAUCCUUCACAAUAUUACAGACAUUACCCCGAACGUGUCACAGCCUAGUGAUGUGAAUAGUAGUGUGUGCAGCCCGGCCUCUGUAGGGCAUGGGCAAGAUUCCAGAGGAUCACCUCCUGGAGGUCAUUCCUUACAAGAACUAGGUUUGAGACUGGAGGAUGGUGUAUCUGAUGACCACGAUGACCUUGAUGAUGGGCAGGGAAGUUCGACAAACAACGACGAAGAUGAUGAUGAUGAUGAAAAUGGUGAUAGGCAGAUUUAUCCCUGGAUGAGGAAAGUCCAUGUGGCUGGAGCAUUUUCGAAUGCGCAUGACAUUUCAUCUAAUGGCACAAGCGGUGCAUUUGCCCCAGGUAUAGAACCCAAGAGGCAACGGACAGCCUACACCAGGCACCAAAUCCUUGAACUAGAAAAGGAGUUCCAUUAUAACCGCUACCUGACGAGAAGGAGGCGGAUAGAAAUCGCCCAUGCUUUGGUUCUCAGCGAGAGGCAAAUUAAAAUAUGGUUCCAAAACAGACGAAUGAAAUGGAAAAAGGACAACAAAUUGCCAAACACGAAAAACGUCCGCAGGAAAACGAACCCCGCCGGCGUCACGACGACAGCGUCGGGGGCGCCGACGUCGGCGUCCUCCGGCAACGGCAAAUCGACAUCAAAGGGGGGCAGGGGCGGUAAGGCGCAGAAUAGCGCCGUCGCCGCCUCCCAACAGCAGGGCAACAACAAUGACAAGAGGAAGAACAACAACACACGAGAAUCUGUCGAUGGUCUGGGUGAUAAUAUGCUCGACAUGACUCUUACCACAUCCCACCAACUACCCACGACCAUAUCUGGUCAUUCACAUGCUCACCCUAUGACUGCCUCGCUCCACCAUAGCAAUACGAUGUUAGACCCUACCCUCAGUCAUCUGGGUACAAUAGGAAAUCAUACGAUAGCUCCCAUGUCUUCUCCACCCGGAUGUGGUGGAAUACCUGGUGGAGGGAACCCGCCUGUAAUCAAGCCAGACUAUGAUCUUACGGCACUGUAAUGGUAGGAAUUUUGAGAGUUUUUAGUUUGACUGUUAGAUAAGAAAAGUGACAAAAAAUUGUGUUUUUGCCAAAAGCAUUUUUGUGUUGUUACCUAUUUUGUAUAGAAUCUAGUAUAUUAGAAAUUUGUAAAAAGUUUGUUUUGUUAUAUUAAAUAAGUUAAAGGUUCUUUUUGUUGGUGGUACUUUUAACCAGAAAAUGAGAAAAGGUACAAAAAAUAAUAGUUAGUUUGCGAAUAUGACACAAAAGCGUUAGCAUGUAUAUUGGUAUAUAUAAAAAUUAAACUUUUAUUCGCAAUGCAAAUCAGAAUAGCCAUAAAUAGUUUUUUUUUAAACUUCUGUGCUAUUUAGCGGCCAACUAUUGGCAUUUAUUAAUUAAACCAUUUGCAUAUUAAAUUUUUAGAAUUGAAUAAAAUGAUAUCGGGCAAACAUAUAUAUGAUUAAUUGAAGUUAAAUUCAAACUAGCAGAAAUUAACAACAUGUCUACAACAGUUUGAAAUUAAUUAAUUUUUUUAUUAUAUUAUCGAUGCUUUUUGCAUUUUUUUUGGCAUA